AAUAUCGUCAUAUAUUCGGCAAUAAAAUACAAAAUCCCCAAAUUCGCAGUGGUAGAACCCUAGAAUCAGAAAAACCUCGCCAUCAAUGGCAGCAAUCAGCCUCCGCAAGGGCAACACUCGCCUCCCGCCGGAGGUGAACCGUGUUCUGUACGUGCGCAACCUACCGUUCAAUAUAACGAGCGAGGAGAUGUACGACAUAUUCGGAAAGUACGGCGCCAUACGGCAGAUCCGCGUCGGGACGAACAAGGACACGCGCGGCACCGCCUUCGUGGUGUACGAGGAUAUCUACGACGCGAAGACCGCGGUGGACCACCUGUCGGGGUUCAACGUGGCGAACAGGUACCUGAUUGUUCUGUAUUACCAGCAGGGGAAGAUGGGGAAGAAGUUUGACCAGAGGAAGAAGGAGGAGGAGAUUCAGAAGCUCCAGGAGAAGUACGGGAUUGGUACUCCUUCUGCUGCUAAAGAUAAGUAGAGUCCACUUUUCGACGCUAUGAAAAUCAUGAAAAAAAAGGUUAGGGAAGAUGGUUUUAAUCUUGAUUAGUGGUGUAAAAAUUUGAAUUUGAAUCGUUGGAUUGAUGAAAAACUUGACAAUUUAUUGUUGGGUUGAAGUUUUAAUUUUUCCUUCUUUUUCUGUGAUUUUUUUCUUGUGCUUGUUAUGAGUUUUCGUGGUAGCCUACGCAAUAUCUAAUGUUUAAACCGGAGUUCGAAUUACCGAAUUUCUGAUUUGUGAA
This is a messenger RNA of Erythranthe guttata (spotted monkey flower), 731 nucleotides long. RefSeq names its product RNA-binding (RRM/RBD/RNP motifs) family protein. Lineage: Eukaryota; Viridiplantae; Streptophyta; Magnoliopsida; Lamiales; Phrymaceae. The record is from RefSeq and is a predicted model, not a curated record. Gene Ontology annotation, molecular function: RNA binding. Gene Ontology annotation, biological process: mRNA splicing, via spliceosome. Gene Ontology annotation, cellular component: precatalytic spliceosome; U2 snRNP; catalytic step 2 spliceosome.